Messenger RNA from Cyanidioschyzon merolae strain 10D, 1305 nucleotides. Its product is annotated as probable XPA-binding protein 1. The transcript has a single exon. Lineage: Eukaryota; Rhodophyta; Bangiophyceae; Cyanidiales; Cyanidiaceae. The record is from RefSeq and is a predicted model, not a curated record. Bases 1 to 1305 code for a protein of 434 amino acids. Gene Ontology annotation, molecular function: GTPase activity.
AUGAUAGACGCUGGAAGUGUCGAUGGAGCCUCUGCGAACGAUUCCGCUGAAGUCUACCCGCAACCGCACGCUGGUCUCAGCGAUGCAGGUGUUGGACACAGUCGAGUACCCGGCCUGGAGCGUUGCACGUCGCCACCAGGGCAGACAGCAAAACCGAUAAACUGCUUGGUUGUUGGUAUGGCUGGGAGCGGUAAGUCGUCCCUGGUUUCGCGGUUGGUCUCGCACGCGAAUGAAAAGCAGUGGGCCUGGAAAGCGAUCAAUCUCGACCCAGCUGUGCAGACGCUGUCGUUCCCAGCUGAUCUGGAUAUCCGCGACACUGUGUCGUACUCGCGUGUCAUGGAAGAGUACAGGCUCGGUCCGAAUGGUGCAAUUCUGACGGCGUUGAACCUUUUUGCAGCCCAGUUUGAGCGUGUACUCGAUUUUAUAGAGAGUGCUUGUGGUCCAAGUCGCGAAAAUGCAACCGCGAAUGAAAGCGACCAGGUGCUCGCGAGCUCGACGGCGCCACGUUUCAUCUUCUUCGACACACCUGGGCAGAUUGAAGCGUUUACCUGGUCUGCGUCAGGUAUGAUUGUGACGGAAACGCUGGCAGCGGUUGCCGAGUACCCCACUGUAUUGCUGUAUGUAGUGGACAUUCCGCGCUGUGUUCGGAACGUGCUCACAUUUACGAGUAAUAUGCUCUACGCCUGUUCGAUGUUGUACAGAUCACGAAUUCCUCUCCUUGUUUUGUGGAACAAGUGUGACUGUGUCUCCAGGGAGGAGGCAGAUCGUUUAGGAACAUGGAUGCACGAUUUUGAGGCUUUCGAUGCAGCCCUCGAAGCCGGUAACGAAGCGAGCCGCACCCCUGGCGGCGGUGACUAUGCGGUGAGUUUCUCACGUAGUCUCGCGCUAGCCCUGAACGAGUUCUAUCAACAGGUCCCGUGCGUGUUUGUCAGCGCAACCACCGGCGAGGGUAUGGAUCGGCUCUUCGAAUCGCUAGAGCACGCGCGAGUCGAGUACGAGCGCAGCGAAUACCUCCAGCAAGUGCGUCAGCGGAAACGAGAACGUACAGCUGCUGAAGAACGCCGGCUGGAAAGGGAACGCCAUCGUUUUCGGGCUGCGCAUCGAUCGACUGGAGAUGGUGACAGCAACCAGGCGGGCGCCUCCGCCACGACAGAGGCCACGAGCCGUGAUCGUUUGCGCAUGCGUCUGCAACGUGCUCAGCGGAACGGGUAUCACGAGCACCAGGAUGCUUCCCCUAAUGAGGACGAGUCUGAAAUGCGCCGACUUGCUGAGCGCUUUUCGCGAACGGGCCCGCGCUCCACCUGA